Molecule: messenger RNA, 1930 nt
Organism: Anopheles stephensi (Asian malaria mosquito)
Lineage: Eukaryota; Metazoa; Arthropoda; Insecta; Diptera; Culicidae
Product: venom carboxylesterase-6-like
Exons: 3
Coding region: 179-1828 (549 amino acids)
Molecular function (GO): hydrolase activity
Source: RefSeq, a predicted model, not a curated record
GCAGCAUGCUGCGGUCCGGUUAUCUCGAGCCGCGUACGCUGGUAUUGGUGAGCACCGUCGUCGCGUAUCUAUGGGCCGACGCGCAAACAACAUUCACUUUAUGAUAAGCUGAUCAUCGCCCUGGGUCAGUGAGCAGUGGGAUUCUGUACGAUCAACAUCAUCAAGUGUGAGCACAACCAUGCAGGCCAGCGGCAAGGUGUCUGUGUCGAUUCUGGCGGGCAAUAUCGUAGGCCUCAGGGGCGCCCUCCCGAACGGGACCGAUUGGUACGUGUUCAAGGGCAUCCCGUACGCCGAACCUCCGGUAGGACCGCUUCGCUUUAAACCACCGGUAGAGCUGACAACCCUCGGUGCGGAUCCGCUCGAAUGUUUCACCGACGGCCCUAGCAGCUAUUCGGACGAUACGCGCUUCAAGCGCAUGUCGGAAGACUGUCUCUAUCUGAACGUGUACAGCCCCCAGCUGCAGCCGAAAACUCCGCUCCCGGUUAUGGUGUGGAUACACGGGGGUGGAUUCUAUUCCGGCACCGGUGACUCCGCCCUCUACGAACCACCGUACCUUGUGCAGCAGGGUGCAGUGGUGGUGUGCAUCAACUAUCGGCUCGGGCCGCUCGGAUUUCUUUCCCUACCGGCGGCUGGUAUCGCCGGCAACAUGGGCCUCAAGGACCAGCGGAUGAGCUUCCGGUGGGUGCAGCAAAACAUUGACCGAUUCGGGGGCGAUCCGAACAAUGUGACGAUUUUCGGCGAAAGUGCCGGUGGUGCCUCGGUCCAUCUGCACUAUCUGAGCGAAGGGUCGCGCAAGUAUUUCCACAAAGCGAUCGCGCAAAGCGGGACUGCCUUUAACGAGUGGGUAUGGCAACGUGACGCACCGGCACGGGCACGCAAGCUUGCCCGGCUGCUCGGUGCAGCGGAUGACUCGGACGAUGCCGUACUGGCGACGCUUAUGAGCGUUUCGGCCGAAACGAUGACCGCAGCCCAGAACCGAAGCAUGAACGAGCGUGAUCAAACCGUGCUGGUACGUUUUCCGUUUACGCCCGUAAUCGAGCCCAGUGGCGACGAAGACGCCAUCAUUACGGAACAUCCAUCGCGUGCGAUGGAAAGAGUGUUUCUCAAGGACAUUCCGCUCAUGCUGGGCAGUACGAACGAUGAAGGGUUAGUGCUGUGGUCACUGCUGUCCGAAAAGUUGUCCAGGUUCGAAAGCGAUCCGACCCUUCUGAUUCCGGCCACGCUGGCCGUACGCAGCGAGGAGGAUGUACGGUACGCUAGUGAGACGAUCGCGUCCUUUUUCUUUCACAAUCGUCCGGUGUCGGUGGAAACGAUGCGCAGCAUUACUACGGUGCUGGGCGACAAUUUGAACACCUUCCCGGGAUACGUUGCCACGGAACUGCACGCUCGCUACCAGCGUGCCCCGCUGUACAUGUACAUCUUUUCGCACCAGGGCGAGCUGAACAAAUAUCGCGAGGAGAUGAAGGUCCCAUCGGAUCAGAUCGGUGCCUGCCAUGCAGAUGACCUGUACUAUCUGUUUAGCUCGUCCCUUUACAACACGGAAGCGGUGCAAGAUCAUACCGAGACGGGCCGGUUCCGUGAGUAUUUCUGCAACCUGUGGGUUAACUUUGCACGGUUCGGCAAUCCGCACGCAACCAUCGUCGAUUGGACACCGGUCGAGCGGGUGACGGGUGACGAAACUGCAACCCACUUUUACCCGGCGGCAAUGAACAUCAAAGACAUUGGAGACUGCAAAAUGACAACCGAUUUCUUCUACGAGCGGUUCCAGUUUUGGAAGAAUCUCUACGACAAAUUUAAUGGUACGCAUCUGAUGCCGAAGGUGGAGUAACGGCUGGCAGGGUAGCACUCCACAACGAACGAACUAAAAAGGUCGGUCAGUUAAAAUAUUUACAAGAAUAUAUUUGUAAUCCCUGCUUCCAAAGAAAAAAAA